Molecule: messenger RNA, 4086 nt
Organism: Portunus trituberculatus (swimming crab)
Lineage: Eukaryota; Metazoa; Arthropoda; Malacostraca; Decapoda; Portunidae
Exons: 8
Coding region: 417-2891 (824 amino acids)
Biological process (GO): cell surface receptor signaling pathway; G protein-coupled receptor signaling pathway
Cellular component (GO): membrane
Molecular function (GO): G protein-coupled receptor activity
Source: RefSeq, a predicted model, not a curated record
AGUGGCUGGGAUGAGCUCAUGCGUCAGUCGCGUGGCGUGGACCACAUGCCAGUUUCAGUCCCUCACUAGCUAGCUUGGGGGAAGGUGGCGCGGUGCAGGACUGAGAUGCUCUUUGAUAUUGUUUGAAUCUCCUCAAAGACGUGAUCUUUCUUGUAAGCUGGAACUUAUGAAAUAUGAGGAGUUUUGUGCUAUGUAGAUAUAUUUAUACUCUGUGUGCUGUGAAAAUGUCUGAACAAAUUAACUAUUAGCUUUCGUGUGUGAUGCAAAACUUGUUUGUAGAGAACUGCUGCUCUCGCGAUAAGACAAGUUUUGUUAGCAUGGACGUUGCGGUAGACGAUAAAAUACUUACAAGAAGCGUGAGGCAUUCUAUAGACUCCUGAGCUCUUUCACGUACAGUGGACGAACGUCAGCAUGCCAUGAUGAGGUGCUCUGUGGUAAUAGCCUUGGCCAUGCUGUGCCAAACAUGCGGUUUGUGUGUGGGAGAGAGGUCACAGGAACCCGAGGGUGUCACCACCACCACCCCUCAAGAGGACGUCAUCACCACCACUCAAAAAGGCACCACCACAUCACAAAAAGCAGUUAACACAUCUCCGCAAAGUGACGGGAAGCAGCGUGCUAGGACCACUGUGGUGGACCCACGGCUAGAGGACGGCAGGGUGCCGACACGCGCGGAUCAACUGGUGGUGUGCUCUUGUCCAGAACCAACUCCUGACGGCUGCCGGCGCUUCCUUUCCGACGCCUACAUUGACAGUAAAAAUAUUGAUUUCGAGGACAUUAGGGUUCCCGUGGCUGACUUGAGCGUGGCCGUGCAUGACGUGACCUGCCCGAAAAAGAACCAUCGCUUCAUGACUUACAGUGAAGGGAAGUUUUAUUUGCGGGAACGCGGUGAUGUUGUUCUCGUAGAUGCCGGUGAGAUGACAGGCCUCCGCGUCAACGACUACUGCGCCGAUCUGCGCCGCGACUUGACUUGGAACAUGAAGAUGUGUGUUGCCCCGCCUUCGGUACCCAAGUGCUGUCCCAGCGGACAGGCACUGAAGCAUGGAAAGUGCCAGAACGCCACCACCCCUGCCAUUCUUGCACCUCCCAUGUCCAUAGGCUUGCGGAAAAAAUCCGUACAGUUUCCGGUUAUUGAGAAUCACUAUAACCCCUUAAACUGCACUUCAAUUCCUCUGAGAUCGGUACCGUUAACUCCAAAACAAUCCUAUUUAUUAUCAGUUCCAAUAGGACUCAUUCACAUCUGGCACCCAGCUGACGGUCAUGUUAAGGAUCACUACACUUACCCUCCUAACCUUUGCGUUGAUGGCUACGUUAACUCCAACGGAUCAGACACUUACUCCGUCAAUUUUUGCUACUCACACCCAGACCAGCAGCGAAAAAAAUGCGAGGGACAUAUUUGUGUGCGCAAGUGUUGCCCUGAUGGCGAGGAAAUGAGCCAAAUGCUGUAUCGGUGUGUUCCCUCCAACUUCACGGACUUCAAGCCUGUCUUCACUUAUCCUCCCAACGAUUACAGAGUAGUGUAUGGAAGGCCAACAUGCCAGUUCCAAACAGUGGUGAACGAACCCAACAUUGACAGCAGAGGUCGUUAUCACUUCCAUGACGAUAUUUUGACGGCGAUGGAAUAUUGUGUGGAUAAGUUUAAUGAUGGUCGGGAGAUAGUUGAAGACAUGGCAAUAGUGUGCAUCAAGGAGCCAACGAAACUGUGGUCGAGGAUACGAAAAGUCCUAUUCCCGAUACUUCAAGUGAUUUCCUUCCUCUUCCUGCUCCUGACGGUGGGCUGCUACUGUGUGGUUCCCGAGCUGCUUAGCGGUGGCGGGUGGUAUCAGUUGUUCCACGUCUUCUCCCUCAUGGUGGCCUACGCUACCAUGUUCGCCCAGGAUAUGUUCAGCAAGGAUUGGGAGACUGAUACAUGUUUUAUUAUGGGAAUUAUGCUUCAGUUUAGUUUCCUGUCCACUUUCUUCUGGCUGAACGUCCUGUGCCUUGAGGUGUGGAGGAAAAUUAGGAGCCUCAACCUCAAGUUCCGUGCAGCCUCAGUCAUUCCCAUCUGGGUCUACGUGCUUUACGCUUUCGGGACACCAGUUGCUAUAGCGAUCAUAACGGUGUGCAUGCACUUCUUUGCCCCGGAAGAUGUGCCUGGAGUAUGGAAGCCUCACCUUGCACGAAGCAGAUGUUUCUUUGAAGAUCCAGCAAGACUCUUCCUAUAUUUCUAUGGACCCAUUGGCUUCCUAUUUGCUCUCAACAUUGGCUUCAUUACCCACACUUCCUGGACAUAUAGGCAGAUUGAAAAAAAUUCCUCCAUGCUGAAGAAAGCCAGCUCUCCAAGGACACCAAAUGAACAGAUCCACCGCAGACGCGACUACAUCUCCGAUUUCAAGCAACAGUUCUCUCUGCUGGUCUUAAUGUCGCUGUGCUGGGUAUCAGAACUUUUAUCUUGGCUUAUUCCACCUCUUGAAAUUUGGGCUUUAACAGAUACGCUGAACACGUUGCAAGGUUUCUUUCUAUUUAUAAUUUUCAUUGCUAAUAGAAGCAAACGUAAACACCUGAAGAAGAAGUUUCCACUGGUCUUCAAGUUUUGGAAUCAGAUUAGGAAAGUCCUUCGCCAUUGCUGCUGCUGGUGCUGUCCAGAUGCCAAGGAGACCUGCCUGGCUCCACUCGGAAGCCUCACAUCACAAGUCAGCAGGAAACUCUCAUCUUCAUCUAUUGUCUCUAAUCUGUCGACACUCAGCACUUCUCUGAGAUUUUCAAAGUCUUCAUUUUCGAUGGACCUCGGUGAUGACCUUAAUACAAAGAUACCGUCUGUGUUAGAACAUAACGGUGGCAUUACCACACUGUCUCACUCACCAAUAGGAGUCAACACUGUCUCUCUGCAUGACAACACUGACACGCAGUGUUAGUUCCUCUUACUGUGUUGUCUCUAUUGUUUUCUUCUAUGGUAACUUGUGAGUGUUUACAGACUUGGAUACUGAGAAGGUUGUACUGUUAUGAAACUAAAGUGAAAAUUCAUUAUGCUUACAUCAUGUAAUAUUCCAUCACAGUCCUGGAAGAGUUUUGAUGGGACUACUCCAUAAUACGUGUGAAUGCAGAGAAUGGCCAUGUGGCUUUAUAAUAAUCUCCAUAAUAAUUGGUCAUAAAGGAAUCACGGACUCUAUUUGCCUAUGAUGUUUCUUUAGGCUCCUCAACUGAAUGGAUGAAAUGUAUUACAAAUCUAUCAAUAUUCAUGAUAUCAUCAUCAUCAUCAUCAUCACCAUCAUUAUCAUUAUUAUUAUUAUUAUUAUUCCAUUGAACUUCUUCAAUUUUCUUAAGGUGUUGAACUGUCAUUUGUGGAGAAAACUAUUUUUCCGUUAAUGUCCUAGUGAUGGGAAUAGAUCUGAUUUCGCGGUGACCUUCCCCGCGCCAAUUUGCUCUCUAUCCACUGCUUGAGUGUGGGUUAUGGCGGACAGUGGGCUCACCACAUCUCUACUCCCAACUGUUGGUGAUCUAUGUACAAAUUAAUGAAUGGAUGAGUGGAUGAAUGUCUCACACACGAAUGACUGAUUGUCAAUGUGAGACAUGAGAUGAACAAUGAGGUAUGGCACACUGAUAGAAUAUGACUUUUUAAUUAUUGAUAGAGUACGAGGUGACAGGUGUAGAGCAGCAAACUUUAGUGUGCUUUGUGAAGUUGCAUAGUAUGAAAUAAGCACACUCGCAAAUGUUGGGGACUAAGUUGCUCAAGAGAUGAUUUUGAAAUAUAUAGAGUACAAACAACGCAUAAACCUUUAAGUUUAAAGAGAAAAAUUACGUCAUCGUGUUAUUCCAUAAUUACAGGGGCUUCCUAAACCAUGAAAUCAUACAUACGUACUAUAUAGUGAGCAAGUAGGAAAAAAAAGUUGAUUAAUCAUUUUACGUUGAAUUUUGAUCUCAGCUACAGAACUUGUUAGAUACGUUGUUGAAUGAAAUGUAUUUUGCAGAAUUGUAUCUACUGAAUAUAUGAAUAACUAAGGCCAGUUUUAAUUUUGUGAUAAUGAUGAAAAUUUAUGUAAAUAAUUAUUGUCGAUACUACAUCCAUAAACAUUUUCAGAGUGGGUAAAAUAAAUAAAAUCUUUAAUUGCA